AUGAACCCUGGAGACAAUACUGAAUUUAAAUGUGAGAUUUGGGGAAGCUUUUCCUACUUGGUAGAAAGUACAGUGCAGCUUAUUGUGGCAGGUACGUAUUACAGACAUAAACAUCAAUAAUCAAACAUAAAUCAAAUGUAUUCAACUUGUGUCUCUCAUAUUUCUGAGAUCUGGAAAAAUAAACAAUAACACAAAUAUGCACAAACUACUUUGCUGUAAUGUAAUUCUACCAUUUACUUUACUGUUUCUCAUCAAUAAGAAAUCAAUGAGUUAUCAGAGAGUUAUUGCUUUAUUCUUCUGGCACCAAUUACUGGGUUGCUCUGUUAUGCAUAGAUAACCAUUAUUAAUUUGAGUACAAAGAUUUUCUCUUAGCAAAGCUGUCAAUUAAAAAUGGCCAGUCAAAUCUAGAAACAAUCCUGCCUUUUAAAAGGACUUGCCAAACGCAAUGAAAGUCGGAACUGUGCCAUUUGCUGCUUUCUGAGGAUUAUAUGAUCUUAGAGGUUUCCAGAUGUAAAUUUUGCCAAUAGAAUGGUGACUUCCUCAAGUAAUUUCUGAUACCAAGGGACAAAAAUUGAGACUUGUCAUUUGACCAUGAUCAAAGUCGAAAACAUUUGUGAGGUCUCAAUACUCAUGUACUCAUUGUUUGCUUGAACGAUUGUACUUGCCUGUGAAGAAUCCAAACUCACUGUUUACUAUGUUCACUUGCUUGUUUUUAAUCAUUUAUGACUCAUGAAUAAAAAUUGUUUGAGCUCACCCACCAUUACAUAAUCCUCUUUCUUUCCUUUAUUUUAAUUAUGCAUUUGCUAUGUUCUGUUGGUUUAUUUUAACUGUAAUACAACACUGUCACUUUACUUCUCUUCUCGAAUUUUAUUACAAUAGAAAGAUACUAGGUUAUUAUGGCUUAAAAGGGGCAAAAGAAUCAUCAUUUGUGUUUGGUUUUUGUAGCCCAAAGCCAAUCCAUGUCUCAUAUUUCACUUGUAGAAAAAAUCCAGGGCCAAACAUCUUUUUUUAACUAAGACUGGACCUUCUUUUAACUUUAAGUAAUGGGCAGGCAGCAUUCAGCUUGCCACUAGUAUAUUCUUUUUAUUGCGAAGAAUCCAUAGUUUCUCUUUCAUCAAAAUUUCUGUUCUCUGGGUUGAGGAUGUCUCCUGUAGAUCCUUUGUCAGACCAAGUUCCAAGUGGGGUGUGGCUUGAUUGGCUCUGUUCCUAUUUGUUUGUGCGGCAGCAAACAUUUUAUCCUAAGGAAUGGAAGUAGCUUAGAAGACUGGGUCCUUAGCCCAAAGAGUAUAACUUCCUGAAUUAGCCCUUAAUUCCCCAGGUUGGGGCUCUGCUUUAUAAUUUAGCCUGUGAGCAAGUUCUCCAGUAGCUAGUGCCAACAGGUUAACUUUUACUGAAUGAAGUUUGAGCCUCCUUAUGCUAGUUGGUUGUUGGGGGCCAAUUGCUGGAUGCUUUUGUUUAUUUUAUUGAAAUUUGAUAAAUUUUAAGACUCCGUCCAAGUAAGAUUUGCUACGCUAUGUGAGGAAUGAUAUAAUCUCUUACCUUUCAGAGGCACAACUUAUAAACAUCUCUUUAAGAGGAAAAUAUUACAUUGAAGGAUCCCCUGUCACCAUGGCCUGUGGAGCUUCUGGGAGACCACUGCCGGAUGUGGUAUGGAUUAGAAAUGGAGUAAUGGAAAGUUCAGGGAAGAAAGCUACGUUUUUAAAGUUCGAAAAUAUAAACAGAACAGAUGCAGGAAAAUAUACAUGU
Messenger RNA from Pocillopora meandrina, 1746 nucleotides. The record is from the annotation of a GenBank genome assembly. NCBI's taxonomy places the organism in Eukaryota, Metazoa, Cnidaria, Anthozoa, Scleractinia, Pocilloporidae.